UUGCCUAGCAGUAGCAGCGAUGUCUCAACUGUACUACCGGAGGACAGACAACUCCUCCUACAGGGACCGGAUCCCUCUGAGGAUUGUCAGGGCCGAGUCUGAACUGUCUGGCCUGGAAAGGAACUACCUGGGAGCAGUGGAGAAAGGAGACUAUGCCUCAGUCAAACAGGCUCUAGAGGAGGCAGAGAUAUACUUCCGGAUCAACAUCAACUGUAUAGACCCUUUGGGCCGCACAGCUCUGCUGAUCGCUAUAGAGAAUGAGAACCUGGAGAUUAUAGAGCUGCUGCUCACCUAUAACGUGUACGUUGGUGAUGCUCUCCUACACGCCAUCCGUAAAGAGGUGGUGGGGGCCGUGGAACUGCUGCUCAACCACAAGAAGCCCAGCGGGGAGAAACAGGUUCCUCCCAUCCUAUUGGACAAGCAGUUCUCUGACUUCACUCCUGACAUCACACCCAUCAUCCUAGCAGCUCACACCAACAACUAUGAGAUCAUCAAACUGCUGGUGCAGAAGGGGGUGUCUGUGCCCCAGCCACAUGAGGUGCGCUGUAACUGCAUGGAGUGUGUGUCCAGCUCUGAUGUGGAUAGUCUUCGUCACUCCCGCUCACGUCUCAACAUCUACAAGGCCCUGGCCAGCCCAUCACUCAUAGCCCUCUCCAGUGAAGACCCUUUCCUCACAGCCUUCCAGCUCUCCUGGGAACUGCAGGAACUCAGCAAGGUGGAGAAUGAGUUUAUGUCGGAGUAUGAAGAGUUAUCUCAGCAGUGUAAACAGUUUGCCAAGGACCUGUUGGACCAAACCAGAAGUUCCAGAGAACUAGAGCUGAUCCUGAACUACAGAGAUGACAUCAACCCUCUACUGGAUGAGAACACCAACGAUCUGGCCAGACUCAAACUGGCUAUCAAAUACACACAGAAAGAGUUUGUAGCCCAGCCUAACUGUCAGCAGCUGCUUGCGUCCCGUUGGUACGAUGAGUUCCCUGGGUGGAGGCGUCGUCACUGGGCAGGGAAGUUCCUAACCUGUGUCUUCAUCGGCCUCCUCUUCCCCCUCUUCUCCCUCUGCUACCUGGUCUCUCCUAAGAGCCGCUAUGGACACUUCAUCAGGCAACCCUUCAUCAAGUUUAUCUGCCACACAACGUCAUAUCUCACCUUCCUGUUCCUACUGCUGCUGGCCUCCCAGCACAUCGUCUCUACAGACCCCAACAGACAGGGGCCGACUCCUACUGUGGUGGAAUGGAUGAUACUGCCCUGGGUACUGGGCUUCAUCUGGACAGAGAUUAAACAGAUGUGGGAUGGAGGGUUCCAGGACUACAUCCAUGACUGGUGGAACCUCAUGGACUUUGUUAUGAACUCUUUGUACCUGGCUACCAUUUCUCUGAAGAUUGUUGCCUAUGUCAAGUACAGUGGCUUCAGGGCCAGGAACGAAUGGCAGAUGUGGCAUCCUACCUUGGUAGCAGAGGCUGUGUUUGCCAUCGCUAACAUCUUCAGCUCCCUCCGCCUCAUCUCUCUGUUUACAGCUAACUCCCACCUGGGACCUCUACAGAUCUCUCUGGGCAGGAUGCUGCUGGACAUCCUUAAGUUCCUGUUUAUCUACUGCUUGGUGCUCCUGGCCUUCGCUAACGGACUCAACCAGCUCUACUUCUACUACGAAACAGACGAGGGACUGAAGGGAUGCAAGGGCAUCCGCUGCGAAACACAGAACAACGCUUUUUCAACGUUGUUUGAGACACUCCAGUCUUUGUUCUGGUCUGUCUUUGGGUUGAUCAGUUUGUAUGUGACCAACGUGGAGGCAGACCACCAGUUCACAGAGUUUGUAGGGGCCACCAUGUUCGGAACCUAUAAUGUCAUAUCUCUGGUGGUUCUACUCAACAUGCUGAUCGCCAUGAUGAACAACUCAUACCAACACAUCGCUGAUCAUGCAGACAUUGAGUGGAAGUUUGCAAGAACCAAGUUGUGGAUGAGUUACUUUGAAGAGGGAGGGACUCUACCUUCUCCAUUCAACAUCAUCCCGAGCCCCAAGUCAAUCUGGUACUUAAUCUGCUGGAUCAGGAAACACAUCUUCAAGAUCACCAGGCCCAAGAAAACAGAAACAUUUGGAACUAUAGGGAGACGGGCUGCUAUAAAUGUAAGAAUAAACCACCAGUAUCAGGAGGUUUUGAGGAACCUGGUGAAGAGAUAUGUAGCAGCCAUGAUCAGAGAUGCCAAGACAGAGGAAGGUCUGACUGAGGAAAACUUUAAGGAGCUGAAGCAGGACAUCUCCAGCUUUAGGUAUGAGGUCCUGGGGAUGAUGAAGGGGAAGGUGGGGCCUGGGGGUGGGGGCGUGGCUAUAGCAGGAAGUAAACCCAGUGAAGUGGCAGGGGCCUCCAGUCUGGUCUACCCUGACCACUCCUUCAAGUACUCCCCCAAGUUCCCCCCGGCCACGCUUAAGACCAACAUGUUUCACGUCACCACAUCCAUGCUCCAGCAGAGGGCAGCCCCCUCCUCCACAUCCUCGUCCACAUCCCCUUCCACCUCUCAGGGCUUGAACCGACUGGUCAACGGCUCUGUGGUACCCUCUUGGACCUCCACUGACACCUCCUCCAUCCCCACCUCCUCCACUUCCAUCUCCUCUCCCUCCUCCACUCCCUCCAUCAAAGACGGACUGGCCAGGAAAGACAUCUGUGACUUUGGGCUCUACUCUGUGUCUGAGGAGAUGGGGGAGGCUGACCUGGAGGAGCUGGACUGUGAUGGAGAGAAGGAGGAGCAGGGUGGAGCGAGGGAGAGGACGUGUACAGAGAAGGAAGACAACGAAGAGAGGGGAGAGUGAAGAGAGAAGGGUUCAUGUUAGAACACACUGUUGAGGAUGAGACUGCUAUGUAGAAGGACUAUAGAGUGAAUACUGUUCAAAAGACCACAAGCGAUUUGAAUGUAUCAUUAUGAUACGUCUUCAUGGAGACCUGUGUAGUAACUUGUCUUGCGACUCCAGAACCAAUUCAGCUCUCAGACUAAUAUAUUCUGGUCUAGAACGUAUAAGCCGGAGACCUGGAGACUAGAAGUCUGUUUCUUGGUUUGUGUACCAAAUAGCACUCUAUUCUCUAUAUAGUGUACUACAUUUUACCAGGGGACAUAGGGCUCUGGAACCAGGGGACAUAGGGCUCUGGAACCAGGGAACAUAGGGCUCUGGAACCAGGGGACAUAGGGCUCUGGAACCAGGGGACAUAGGGCUCUGGAACCAGGGGACAUAGGGCUCUAGAACCAGGCGACAUAGGGUUCUGGAACCAGGGGACUUAGGGCUCUGGAACCAGGGGACAUAGGGUUCUAGAACCAGGGGACAUAGGGUUCUGGAACCAGGGGACAUAGGGUGUCAUAUGGAACAAGCAUAUAAGACGUCAUUCUCCGACCAGGAUUUCUGGAAAACCUGGGAAUUUGGGGAAAGUUACCUGAGUUUUGUAACCCUAGACGUGAUAAAUCUAUCAGUAUUUUAUUAACAAGCCCUGUCUCUGCUGCUUCCUCCAGUCAGCCCCCUGCUAUUUCACAACGAUCCCUUGUCAUAAUGCAUAACGGAAAACACUAAUGAUUCUUACAGGUAGAUCUGUACAAUGUCACACCUUAGCGAAUUAUUCAAAACUAGUUUGAACCCUAUUUUCUAUAUAGUGCACUACUUUUGACCAAGUCAAAUGUAUUUAUUGUGUUGGAGGUUUCAUGAUGCUUGUAUCUAAACGAAAGUAGAUAAUUGUAUGAUUGUUCUAUACAUCAUUUGAGGUUAAGUGUAUCCUUGUAGCUGUGUGGGCUAAUAAUCCAAAUGUUUGCCUUGGGGUAAUUUGAGCCAAUUUACCACAGGGUAUGUUGAGCCAAUGACCACGGGGUAUGUUGAGCCAAUUACCACGGGUAUGUUGAGCCAAUGACCAUGGGGUAUGUUGAGCCAAUGACCAUGGGGUAAUUGAGCCAAUGACCAUGGGGUAUGUUGAGCCAAUGACCAUGGGGUAUGUUGAGCCAAUGACCAUGGGGUAUGUUGAGCCAAUGACCAUGGGGUA
Molecule: messenger RNA, 4007 nt
Organism: Oncorhynchus nerka (sockeye salmon)
Lineage: Eukaryota; Metazoa; Chordata; Actinopteri; Salmoniformes; Salmonidae
Product: short transient receptor potential channel 4-like
Exons: 15
Coding region: 20-2800 (926 amino acids)
Biological process (GO): regulation of cytosolic calcium ion concentration; calcium ion transmembrane transport
Cellular component (GO): plasma membrane; cation channel complex
Molecular function (GO): inositol 1,4,5 trisphosphate binding; store-operated calcium channel activity; protein binding
Source: RefSeq, a predicted model, not a curated record